Messenger RNA from Knipowitschia caucasica, 858 nucleotides. NCBI's taxonomy places the organism in Eukaryota, Metazoa, Chordata, Actinopteri, Gobiiformes, Gobiidae. The record is from the annotation of a GenBank genome assembly.
AUGAAGGACCGUCUGGCGCAGCUGAAAGAGAAAAGUGAUGUUGGAGGAGAUGAUGUGGAAGUUCCAGUGGAAAAUGAGGCGUUCAUGGACGACUUCUUUACUCAGGCUGAAGACAUUCGAAUCAGCAUCGACAAAAUGGAAGAGAGCAUCACUGAAAUCAAGAAAAUAUACUCCACCAUUUUGUCAGCACCAACUUCAGAGCAGAAAACACAAGACAAUCUGGAAUCACUCACGAAUGACAUCAAGAAAGCAGCGAACAACGCCAGAAACAAACUCAAAACCAUCGAGCAGCAGCUGGCCUCCAACACCGACGAGAGAGCUUCAGCCGACCUCAGGAUACGCAAGUCACAGCAUGCGAUUCUGGCCAAGAGGUUUGUGGAGGUGAUGACGAAGUACAACGAGGCGCAGAUGGAUUUCAGAGACAAGAGCAAAGGGAGGAUCGCCCGACAACUCGAGAUCACGGGUAAAGCCACGACAGACGAGGAGCUGGAGGAGAUGCUGGAGGGAGGGAACUCAGCCGUCUUCUCUGCUGGGAUCACGGAGUCGAAGAUAAACCAGCAGGCUCUGAACGAGAUCGAGGCUCGACACAAGGACAUCGUGCGGCUGGAGAGCUCCAUCAAAGAGCUGCACGACAUGUUCAUGGACAUCGCCAUGUUGGUGGAGAAUCAGGGUGGAAUGAUCGAGAGGAUUGAGAGCAACAUGGACCAGUCGGUGGGUUUCGUGGAGAGGGCUGUGGCCGACACCAAAAAGGCAGCAAAGUUUCAGCAGGAGGCUCGCAGGAAACAAAUGAUGAUCGCCUGCUGCUGCGUGAUUCUGGCCGUCAUCGUCGGCUCCUUCCUCUACAGUUGGAUCAAAUAG